AUCUCUCUUUCUUUAAUGAUCUCUUCUUCAUUACGCUCACAACAGUAGAAUUCUUUUCUUCUUUCUCAAUAACAUCAAAAAAGUUCUCUUCAGCUCCCUCUUCAUUACGAUCACAAAUGGAGAAAUUUUUUCUUGUUUCUUACUAACACCAAAAAAGAAAAGCUCUCUGUAUUGAGAAAAAUGUUUAGCACCAACUACUCUGUAAUGGAGGCUCCACUAUUUCUCUUACAUUUCUAUUCUUCCAGUGGUGUUAGCAUUGCACCUGUGUUUAUAUCUUUUGAGCGAUGGAAGAGUCGAGACCAUUUAACCGGGCUUUAAUUGCUGCUGCUGCUGGUGCUAUUUCCGGUGGCAUAUCCAGAACGGUAACAUCGCCAUUGGAUGUUAUAAAGAUUAGAUUUCAGGUUCAGUUGGAGCCAACUUCAUCAUGGGAAUUACUUCGUAAAGGGGUGCAUGAAUCCUCAAAAUAUACUGGGAUGAUGCAGGCAACUAAAGCCAUUCUCGGAGAAGAGGGUUUACCGGGUUUUUGGCGCGGUAAUGUCCCAGGGCUACUCAUGGUCAUGCCGUAUACUUCUAUACAAUUUAUGGUGUUGCACAAGAUUAAAACAUUUUUCUCGGGUUCAUCUAAAGCAGAGGAUCAUGUUCACUUACGUCCGCACCUAUCUUACGUAAGUGGAGCAUUAGCGGGCUGUGCAGCAACUGUCGGCUCAUAUCCAUUUGAUCUAUUACGAACGAUUUUAGCCUCACAAGGGGAGCCAAAGGUAUAUACAACCAUGAGAUCUGCUUUUGUUGAUAUCGUAAGAAGUCGUGGCUUUCGAGGGUUAUAUCCCGGGUUAACACCAGCUUUGCUUGAGAUCAUUCCUUAUGCUGGAGUGCAGUUUGGCACUUAUGACACCUUUAAACGCUGGACAAUGCGGUUGAACAGGCCCCAAUCGCUCGAUCGAGGUUCAAAUCUUACAUCUGAAAGUCUAUCUAGCUUCCAGCUUUUUGUGUGUGGGUUAGCUUCUAGUACAUGUGCCAGAGCUGUCUGCCACCCCCUUGAUGUGGUCAAGAAGAGGUUCCAGAUUGUAGGACUUCAUAGGGACAUAAAGUAUGGAUCUCGAGUUGAGCAACAUGCUUAUAAUGGCAUGUGUAAUGCCCUGAGGUGCAUCCUGGUAACUGAAGGGUGGGCUGGUCUUUACAAGGGUAUUAUCCCUUCUGUAAUCAAAGCUGCUCCAGCUGGUGCAGUCACAUUUGCUGCUUAUGAAUACACAUCAGAAUGGUUAGAAUCCCAUUCGUCUCGAAAUGGAGCUUGAUUCAUUUUAUACUACUGUACGUUACAUUUUUUACCCAGGUUAUUUCAAAAACGCAGCGGCAAGGAAUAGAGAGUGAGCUUGUUUGCUUGAAUCCAUUCCAAAAGCUACUGCCAGGUUAAUAGGCCAUGAUUAUUUGUUAUCAGAAGGUUAACCUUCGUAAUUUUGUUAAUAUAAUUUAACUUU
Molecule: messenger RNA, 1475 nt
Organism: Papaver somniferum (opium poppy)
Lineage: Eukaryota; Viridiplantae; Streptophyta; Magnoliopsida; Ranunculales; Papaveraceae
Product: mitochondrial thiamine diphosphate carrier 2-like
Exons: 8
Coding region: 285-1292 (335 amino acids)
Biological process (GO): thiamine pyrophosphate transmembrane transport
Cellular component (GO): mitochondrial inner membrane
Molecular function (GO): thiamine transmembrane transporter activity
Source: RefSeq, a predicted model, not a curated record